This is a messenger RNA of Lactuca saligna, 351 nucleotides long. The record is from the annotation of a GenBank genome assembly. NCBI's taxonomy places the organism in Eukaryota, Viridiplantae, Streptophyta, Magnoliopsida, Asterales, Asteraceae.
AUGAUGGCAAAAACAACAAGGUUGAAGGGGGAGGCAGGAGAAAGUAGAGACGGUAGUUGGCGGCGAGGAGCUGCUCUGGUAGCCCCCUCGUCGAUUCUUUCUUCUUUUUCUAGCAACAUAUCUCAAAGAUGGAGGCAAAGAGGGACAAAUCGGAGAAACAUAACAGGUAAAGGGUGUUUGGUUGUUGUUGUUCGACCGGAAGGAAGAGAGACGAGAAAGAGAAGGGUCGCCGCCCUUUUCUUGUUGCUGGAGGAUCACCCACCUCCGGUGACUAAGCUAAUUAAUUGCUAUUUAGUGUCACUUGUGUUUCCACAUCAGCAAAACAUGUAUAAUCCGGUAAAAAUGAUCUAA